AGUCUGGGACGCACCCCGGAGACGGAGACUGCCGAGUUCCUGGGUGAGGACCUCCAGCAGGUGGAGCAGCGGCUGGAGCCAGCCAAGCGAGCAGCCCACAAUGUCCACAAGCGACUGCAGGCCUGUCUGCAGGGCCAGAGCGGGUCGGAUAUGGACAAGCGGGUGAAGAAGCUUCCCCUCAUGGCUCUGUCCACCACGAUGGCCGAGAGCUUCAAGGAGCUGGACCCUGACUCCAGCAUGGGGAAGGCCUUGGAGAUGAGCUGUGCCAUUCAGAACCAGCUGGCUCGCAUCCUGGCCGAGUUUGAGAUGACCUUGGAGAGGGAUGUCCUGCAGCCACUCAACAGGCUGAGUGAGGAGGAGCUGCCAGCCAUCCUCAAGCACAAGAAAAGCCUGCAGAAGCUGGUGUCCGACUGGAAUACCCUCAAGAGCAGGCUCAGCCAGGCAGCUAAGAACUCAGGCAGCGGUCAGGGCCUGGGUGGAGGCCCAGGCAGUUACGGCCACACCACCACGGCCAACAAGGUGGAGACACUGAAGGAGGAGGAGGAGGAGCUGAAGAGGAAGGUGGAGCAGUGCAAGGACGAGUACUUGGCUGACCUGUACCACUUUGCCACCAAGGAGGACUCAUACGCCAACUACUUCAUAAACCUCAUGGAGAUUCAGGCCGAUUACCAUCGCAAGUCUCUGAGCUCGCUGGACACAGCCCUAGCCGAGCUGAAGGAGAACCACAGCCAAGCAGAGCCCUCCCCUUCGAUGAUGGCCGCCCCCUUCUCCAGGGUGUAUGGGGUGUCACUGGGAGCUCACCUGCAAGAGCUGGGCCGAGACAUCGCCCUGCCCAUCGAGGCCUGCGUCCUGAUGCUGCUCUCUGAGGGCGUGAAGGAAGAGGGCCUCUUCCGUCUCGCCGCUGGGGCCUCGGUGCUGAAGCGCCUCAAGCAGACGAUGGCCUCGGACCCCCGCAACCUGCAGGAGUUCUGCUCUGACCCCCACGCCGUAGCAGGUGCCCUCAAGUCCUAUCUGCGGGAGCUGCCCGAGCCCCUGAUGACCUUUGACCUCUAUGACGAUUGGAUGAAGGCAGCCAGCCUGAAGGAGCCCAGAGCCCGGCUGGAGGCCCUCCAGGAGGUAUGCAGCCGCCUGCCCCAGGAGAACUUCAGUAACCUCAGGUACCUGAUGAAGUUCCUGGCACGUCUGGCCGAGGAUCAGGAGGUGAACAAGAUGACACCCAGCAACAUUGCCAUCGUCCUGGGGCCCAACCUGCUGUGGCCCCCGGAGAAAGAAGGGUGAGAGCCGUGGUAGGGGGAGGUGGCAGCCCCCACCC
Molecule: messenger RNA, 1312 nt
Organism: Myotis lucifugus (little brown bat)
Lineage: Eukaryota; Metazoa; Chordata; Mammalia; Chiroptera; Vespertilionidae
Product: SH3 domain-binding protein 1
Exons: 14
Biological process (GO): positive regulation of GTPase activity; signal transduction; regulation of actin cytoskeleton organization
Cellular component (GO): cytoplasm; intracellular anatomical structure; cytosol
Molecular function (GO): protein binding; GTPase activator activity
Source: RefSeq, a predicted model, not a curated record